AUGCCCACCUACAUCGCAUGGCUCCAGUCAUCUAAUCGGCACCCAUUGCAGAGAUUACGCACUCCAGAUUACGCAGGGACAGGACUCGAUCAACUACAGCGGCUUGUUCUCGAUCGCGGGUGGAAGCGGCACGUCGACAAUCUCAUACUCAAGCAUCGGCACGACAACGGCCGCGACCAAUGCCACCGCCAGCAUGACCAGCACGACGAGCACUGCAAUCGCUUCGUUGGGAACAAGCACUAUGAUUGCAAGCAAUAUGACUUUCAGGUGGGUUCGCCGUCCAACACCUCGCUUCUCAAGACAUUCAAGGACACUGAGUUUUAUCUCGCAAUUAGCUCCGCAACACUGUCGCGCACCACCAGCACGAGCCUGGCUCCCGCUGUGACCCAACAUAUGACCUCGUCUUCCUCUUCCUCUUCUUCCCCCUCCAGCGGUGGAAGCCAACCAAGCUCCAAUUCGGCUGCGCCUACGGCUGCGGCCACGACAAGUGUGCCAGACGCUGGGGCAGCUGGCCAGCUGGGGAGCUCGGCUGCAUUGGUGCUCGGCGUUUUUGCCGCAGUCAUAUUCUUGAGUUGA
Molecule: messenger RNA, 576 nt
Organism: Cladophialophora bantiana CBS 173.52
Lineage: Eukaryota; Fungi; Ascomycota; Eurotiomycetes; Chaetothyriales; Herpotrichiellaceae
Exons: 1
Coding region: 1-576 (191 amino acids)
Source: RefSeq, a predicted model, not a curated record